Messenger RNA from Dermatophagoides farinae (American house dust mite), 737 nucleotides. RefSeq lists its product as uncharacterized. Lineage: Eukaryota; Metazoa; Arthropoda; Arachnida; Sarcoptiformes; Pyroglyphidae. The record is from RefSeq and is a predicted model, not a curated record.
GAAUAAUGGACAUGAUUAAAGGUUUGGAACAGAUUGGCACUGUACUAAGUGAGAUUGUUUCACAAAAAGCUCAACAACAAAACGAUGGUAAUAAUGAUGAACAAAAUCAAAAACCACUGGGAAAACAACGAUUACGAUUUAUUAAUCAAAGUGUAUGUGAUUAUGAUAAAAUUGUUGCCAAUCUUAUUGAUUAUUUUAAAAUAAAUUUACCAUUGAAAGAAUUUGAGCCAUUGAAGGAAAAAAUCGAUAAAAUUAUUGAUGAAGAAUGUAAAAUUUGUGAAUUAAUAAUGUAUCUAAUAAGACAAACUGAAUCUGAUAUAGAUGAAAAUGCUAAAAUGUUUGAACAGGUACUGGUGUUUUUGGCCGAAAUUCCACAGACUGUACGUGAAAAUUUAAUGGAAAUGAAUAAUAACGAUAACGAUCACGAAAACAAACUGGAUGAUGAUAUUAGAUUCAAAAUACAAUUUGCAAUCAAUCAAUUAUCAUUAAUGGUAUAUGAUUCAAUACAAAUGUUACAAUCAAUAAUGGAUAAAUUGAUUGAAAUAUGUAAUCUAUAUCAUAUACCAUAUUAUUAUGAAACAAAUGAUUAUUAUAUUAAAUUUCGAAGAUCCAUAUUGAUAACAUAUGAAAAUCUAUGCACAAUUAUUGAAGAUUUUCAAACAUUAAGCUAUUCUCUAUGGAUGGUACGUCAUUAUGAAUCAGUGAUGAUGUGUUCACUCAAUGAUGAUGAUGAAUGA